This is a messenger RNA of Pseudoliparis swirei, 1432 nucleotides long. Its product is annotated as P2Y purinoceptor 14-like. The transcript has 3 exons. NCBI's taxonomy places the organism in Eukaryota, Metazoa, Chordata, Actinopteri, Perciformes, Liparidae. The record is from RefSeq and is a predicted model, not a curated record. Bases 7 to 1305 code for a protein of 432 amino acids. Gene Ontology annotation, cellular component: membrane. Gene Ontology annotation, biological process: G protein-coupled receptor signaling pathway. Gene Ontology annotation, molecular function: G protein-coupled purinergic nucleotide receptor activity.
GUGUGUAUGUGUGUGUGUGUAUGUAUGUGUGUGCGUCCCCAACAGGAACUAGUCCGUUUCUCUGCCUCGCAGCAGGAAGUCAUAUUUGUUUCCAUCGGAGCUUCACACACACACAGAUCGUCCGGCACCAUGGCGGCGUCCUCUGGUCCCAACCGGACCAACGGCAGCGGCUCGUCCGCGUGCGACCGGGUCCACGGCUCGGCCCAUGUGCUCCUCCUGCUGGUGUACACGCUGGUGUUCCUGGUGAGUCUCCGUCUGGACGCGUCCUGCCCGGCAACCGGCCAGUCAGCGUCUCCCUGUGCUCCUCAGGCGGGGCUGCUCCUCAACGGCUUCACGCUGAAGGUCUACUUCUGCCGGGCGCCGCGGCCGGCGGCCAGCAGCGUGACCGUCUACCUGAAGAACCUGGCGGCCGCCGACUUCCUGGUCAGCCUCUGUCUGCCCAUGCGGAUCACCAACUAUGCCAGCGGCUCCGCCUCCGUCCGCCGGGUCUACUGCACCUUCGGAGCCUCGGCCUUCUACCUGAACAUGUACGCCAGCAUCGCGUUCAUGGGCUACAUCGCAGCCAACAGGUACCUGAAGAUCGUCCGUCCUCGAGGAACUCACUUCCUGGAGACGGUGCGCGCCGCCCACGUCAUCUCCGGCGUGACGUGGGUUCUCCUCCUGGCCACCAUGGCCGCCUACGUCGCCCUGUCGCUCCUCACCGAGGAGGCGCCGCCCCUCGCCGAGGAGGCGCCGCCGGCCUCCGCCCUGAGCUGCGAGGUGCUGCACAGCCGGCCGCUCGCCCUCUUCUACAAAGCGGUCCACUGCGCCUCGGCCGCCGUCUUCCUGCUGGUCCUGGUCUCGCUGGUCUUCUUCUACCACGCCGUCUCCCGCCGGCUGGCGCUGGCGCAGCGGCAGGAGCCGGCGUCCUCUGGGUCCACCAAGCUGGCCGAGUCCCGCAGGAACAUGCGUGUGCUGGUGGGCGUGUUCUGCGUGUGCUUCGUGCCGUACCACCUGGUCCGCCUGCCCUACGCCUUCCUGCGCAGGCGGUGCUGGUGGAGCCACGCUCUCUUCUACCUGAAGGAGCUGACCGUCAUGGUGUCGGUGCUCAACGUCUGCCUGGACCCGCUCAUCUACUUCCUGUUCUGCAAGGCCUUCCGGGCCCAGAUGAGCCCGGGGAGGCGGCUCCGCCCCCCGCGGACCGCGCCGCAGGCGACCGCCGGCGAGAGGAGGAGCAGCGACGGCUGGCUGAGGGCCAGCAGGAAGACGUCGCUCACCACCUCCACCAGGUGUCACCCCCACAGCACCGAGCCGCGGAACCUCUGAGCCACGAGAAGCUGCCGGGCGUCAGGCUGCUGACUCAGGGUUGUGGGUUUGACUCCCACGCGGCCUCCCGGUGCCUUCAGGGACUUUGUUCACCUCGACGCUCUGAAAUAAACACGUUCACUUCUCA